Messenger RNA from Cephus cinctus (wheat stem sawfly), 2561 nucleotides. Its product is annotated as acyl-CoA dehydrogenase family member 9, mitochondrial. The coding region runs from base 319 to 2220 and encodes 633 amino acids. Gene Ontology annotation, molecular function: flavin adenine dinucleotide binding; acyl-CoA dehydrogenase activity. NCBI's taxonomy places the organism in Eukaryota, Metazoa, Arthropoda, Insecta, Hymenoptera, Cephidae. The record is from RefSeq and is a predicted model, not a curated record. The transcript is spliced from 2 exons.
UUUAUACAAAUGUCUUUAUUAUUUUUAGUUCAGUAUAAAUAUAAAAAUUACCAUUUAUUAUUGAAACGGAACGUAUUUGAGGAAUAUCGUUAGCUUGUGUCUAAUAAUUGCUUAAUACCAUGCAAUUACGUAUUUUGUAGCAAAAGUUGAGCAUACUAUUGUAUUUAUUACAUGACUGAAUAUACAUACAUAUAUACAUGACGGUACUGCACACACCGGCUCGUUGAUCUGUUGUGCAUGAAGUUUUGGGAACUAAGUGAACUUUUUGUGAUUUUAGUAUAGUUCAUUUUACUUGUUGCAAGUUUGAACUAUAAAAAAAUGUUGACUCGUAACAUAUUACCAAAACAGUCGGUAUUGCGAUUUAAAAACAGAAAUGGUUAUCCAAGAAGAUAUUCCCACAGUGCACCCGAAUCUGCUAUACAAGAAAUAUAUAACCUCGAGAAGAAAUUACCAGCACUAUUAGCAAAGAAACCACGAAGAGAACCUUUUGUUAAGAAUUUCUUUAUUGGAAAAUUCGACACAGAGUUUCUUGUUUAUCCAGAGGCACAUUCAAAUGACAGAAACAGAGAAUUUAAUUCAUGGCUUAAGCCCAUAGAGGAGUACGUUAAGAAGAAUAUUAAUGGAAGAGAAAUUGAUGAGAAAGGAGCUUUUCCUGAGGAUCUCAGAAAACGUUUUCAGGAUUUUGGCAUAAGCCGAGCCAGAAUCGAUGAAUUGUAUAAUGGAAUUAAUUUAACAAGUACUGAAUUUGUUAAAUUAGUUGAAACAGUCAGUCUGGUACCAUCUCUUGGUUCUUACCUUUUGAAGCAGGUAGUAAUGCCUGUGGAACUAUUAACGAGAUAUGGAUCAGUAGAACAAAAGUUGGAGUACUUGCCAAAGAUAGCAUCUGGAGAAAUUAUACCUGCUAUAGCAAUUACAGAGGCAUCUAGCGGACCCAAUGCUACAAAAUUAAAUACAAUAGCAUCAUAUUCAGUUUGUGGUGAAUAUCUAUAUAUAAACGGGGAAAAGACUUUUGUAUCGAAUGGUCCAGAUGCAGACUUCUUUAUUGUAUUUGCAAAUUGUACUCAGCAUGCAGAUACCUAUAAAACAGAUAACUCUCUCACUGCAAUACUUGUUGAGCGUGAUCAUGGGGGUAUAACUUCAAGUAAACCAAUUGAAACUUUAGGACAACGUGGUUUAAAGACAUCCACAAUUACAUUUAAGGACACAAAAGUCCCUGUUAAGAAUAUACUUGGUAAUCUGGGUCAAGGACCUGAAAUAUUAAAAAAUAUGUUCAAUAUAGAAAGAUAUAACAUUGGUGGACAAGCUAUAGCAAUUCUAAAGAAUUUCUUAAAUAUAUUAACAGUACAUGUACUACGCAGGAAACAUUUUAACAGAAUGUUAUAUCAGUACCAGAGCACACAAAAAAUCUUAGCGGAUAUAACUAUGUCAUUAUAUGCCAUGGAAAGUAUCACAUAUUUGACAACAGGAAUGGCAGACAUAUAUGAUGACCAAGAUAUAAUAGUAGAAAGUACAAUAGUGGAAUCGUACUGCACGAAUGAAUGUGUGAAGAAUAUCUACAAAGCGAUGCAAUUAAUUGGAGCCCAAAGUUAUUUAAAAGAAAAUCCUUUCGAACGUAUAUAUAGAGAUGCAUUGGGUAUGAAUUUAUUUGACUGUAGUAACAUCGAUACAAGUAUCUACACAGCACUGUUAGGACUUCAGCACGCGGGAAUUGAACUCUACCCAACAAUCAUGAAGGAGAGAAAUCCUGCAGAGAAUCCUGCCUAUACCCUCAAGAAUCUUUUUUUCUCACCAAAGAAGGAAAAGUUGAAGAUACACGAAUAUUUGCACCCAAGUCUUUCGCCAUCAGCAGAUGUAUUGGAGUUUUGUAUAAACCAAGUAAAAACAUCUGCCAAACUACUACUUAAUCGUUAUGGAACCGAAGUCUCUGAAAAACAGAUGGAUCUUCUCAGACUAAAUGAAAUGGCAACACUUUCUUACGUCGUCUCUGCAGUUCUAGGACGUGCCUCAAGAGCAUAUUGUACAGGCAUUAAAAAUAGCGAACAAGAUAUGCGUUUAUCAAUGGUGCUGACUGUCAAAAUCGGUGAUAGAGUAAAGUUCAUCGCUCAGGAAAUUGAAGCUGGAGAGUUGGUAAACGGUGAUUACGUCAGAGCAGAAUUAGCUGAAUUAACAGUUAAAAAUCAGGGAUAUAUUAUUGAUCAUCCUUUGGUCAUGAACGUUUAGUUAAAAUAUUUAUUCCUGUGAGAACAAAUCAUUUCAUCAACAGAAAUAAUAAUAAUUAAACAGUUGUGUACUAUUGACUUUGUUCAGGAUUUUCAUCGGAACUGAUAAAAGUAAUGAAAAAGACUUUUGAAUGGUAAGAAUAGAUCAUUUCUGUAAACAAAUGAAACAACGAAAAACAAAAGAAAAAGCGUAAUACUAUGAGCUGCUGAAUUUCUUAUUUAUGUUUGAGUACCACAACUAAUUUUCAUUUGUAAAGGUACCAUAUGUUCUAUACAUAAGAUUGUAAUUAAUGUAGUAUACAGAUGCAGUGAAUAAGGAGUAAUAAAUUUUGUGAUUAUUGA